Messenger RNA from Seminavis robusta, 822 nucleotides. NCBI's taxonomy places the organism in Eukaryota, Bacillariophyta, Bacillariophyceae, Naviculales, Naviculaceae. The record is from the annotation of a GenBank genome assembly.
AUGGUUGCUCUAGGAAACUUUUCUGUACGUCUUGUUAAUGCAGAGACAAAGGAGCCUUUCAAGGAACAUGGAGGCCCAGAUGGCAAGAUCUAUGCAGAGGUGGAGCCAGGCCUGGACUACUUUAUUGAAACAGAAGUGGUUGGUGGAGAUGAUCCUGAGAAAAGGUUCCUGAUCCGAAUCUUUGUGGAUGGCAAGAAGUUGAGCUAUAGGUCUUCGCAAAGCAAAUCGGGUGGUAAACGGUACAGAGGAAUCUGGUCAGUUGAAAACAGAGUUCAAAAGUCUCAGGCAUUAUCCUUUCAGAAACCUACUCUUGUUGGGGGUGCUUCAUCUGCAGGGAGCAACUCCCUUUUUGGUGUUGUCAAAGUUGAGAUCUUAGAAACCAUCAGCAGAUGUACGAAGAAAAGGGUGGACCAUUCCCCUAGCUCAAUGGAUGUGGCGGCAAUUGACAGCGAUGCAACUGGAUUAUCACCUGGCCAAACAAAGCAGGCCGUGCGUUCUGGAAAGGGGCACAACAUUGAAACAAGGCAACUUGAAGAAACAUACACAUCCUACAUGCCUGGAAAGCUUCUCCAAACCUUUACAAUCCACUACUGCACUGUUUGGGGUUUGAUUAACGAGGGUGUCCUGCAAAAGCCAGAUUACUGGGAAGCUGCUCGCAUGAAGCAUCCCUGCAAGCGCCCUGCUAAUCAGAACAUUCCUGUGCAACCAAAACGCUUCAAAAGGGAGGGAUUUGUCGCAGGUGGUGUGACAAUGGUGGCCCCAAAGGAAUUUGAGCUCUUUGACUUGACUACCACGGCCGAGGAGGUUCCAAGUGAAGACUGA